GUCUCCACAUCACUUUACUCAUAGAGUGUGGGAAAGUCUUCUAACAGAUUAUAGGCAUACAAAUUCUUUUCGAGGAAACGUAUAUCUACUUGUUGCUUUCAUCAAUUGAUCCAAAAUCUCAAUUUGAACGCGAUUGCAUUCAAUCCUAGCAUUCGGCUACUAAAUUAAAGGAAAUCCAGCGGAUAAAGAUGGCAACUGUUGUACUCGGUGCUCAAUGGGUGUGUGCAUUCUGCGAAGAUCUGCAGAGAAAAAACACUAAUGCGUAAGUCUAGGGCGACGAGGGAAAGGUAUGGCACAUUGGGUUGAGGAAAUUCCAUAUUCGGGAAUUCAACUGAGGGUGAACCAGGGAAAACUUGUCGAUGUUCUUUGCAGUGAGGAUUUAAGACUGUGCUGCCGUGCACAAGUAAGUCUACGAUAAAUUUUCUAGCAAAUACUCAAGCAAAUAUGUGACUAAUAUCUCAUGAAAUAGGGUGGAAACAAUGCAGGGUAAAUUGAUAGGACGAAAGAUGCCGGUGCCACCCUUUUACUAACGAUAUCAGGCAUACAAUUGUGGCGGAUGGAGUGACAUAGUGGGUCCCCCUCAAGAGCAUGUUAUCCUGGGGACUUGAUCGGAUUUGUUCUGGAUAGUUGACUGAAAGAUUUCGAACAGUGACUUUCACAUUUUACCUAGCGGUCUCCUCAAUAAAAAAUGUCAGAAUCUUGUAGGAAGUGGAUGCGUCGUCCACAUUCCCGGCCUUUUGAAAGAGCUUGCCGCGAUCGAGGACAAGAUUCCAGACGCCAGAGAGAGGCUGUCGAUCAGUGACAGAUGCCAGUGAGUUUUACGCUCUCGAGCAUGGUUGUGCAACUCUGACAAUAAAUCACAGUGUCGUUCUUGAUCUCCACCAGAAAUUGGACGGACUCGAAGAGGCUGAACUUGGUGGUGGUAAAAUUGGUACCACUGGUAAAGGUAAUAUAUACUUAGGCUUACAUUGAAAAUACCUUAUCCUGAUAAAUUCUAGGAAUUGGCCCUUGCUAUUCGACUAAAAUGGCCAGAAGUGGUGUCAGAAUCGCCGAUAUCUUCCGAGAGCGUUACUUCGAAGAGAAGGUUCGAAGCAUGGCCGCUGGUGCUAAGAAAAGAUUCGGGGACUUGUUGCAGUAUGAUGUCGAGGAAGAGCUUACUAGAUUCAAGGUAUUUCUGGCAACCCCUUCUUCACUACACCUUUGUUGACGUCUUCCCAGACUUACAGAGCUGAACUAGCGAGUAUGGUUGUUGACCAACUGCCCCUACUCGUCUCUGCACAGCAAUCGAACGCGCCUAUGCUUAUUGAGGGCGCAAAUGCUAUCAUGUUGGACAUUGAUGCCGGUACAUAUCCUUUCGUAACAAGUUCAAAUACAGGACUUGGUGGUGUGUUUACUGGUCUCAGCGGCUUGAACCCAUUUAAGGUCAAGAACGUUUACGGAGUAGUCAAAGCCUAUACUACACGUGUUGGUGGUGGUCCGUUCCCAACAGAAGAUCUGGGGGAGGUCGGUAACACAUUGCAAGAAGUCGGCAGAGAGUUUGGUGUGACAACUGGUCGUCGGAGAAGAUGCGGAUGGUUGGAUCUAGUGGUUGUCAAAUACUCGACGGCUAUCAACAAUUACACCGCUAUCAAUCUCACAAAACUCGAUAUUCUUGAUUCUUUCUCAGAAAUUAAGGUUGCCGUCGCAUAUCGUGAUCCUGCAACAGGCGAGAGACUAGAAUCAUUCCCCGCCGAUCUCGAAAGACUGGAGACACUGGAGCCAGAGUAUGUUACCCUGUCAGGCUGGAACAAGCCCACUACUGGUUGCCAUAAUUAUUACGAUCUUCCAGCUGCAUGUCGCAAAUACUGCGAGUUCAUUGAGAAGGAAGUUGGCAUUCCAAUUAAGUUCAUUGGAGUUGGUGAGUGCUUCUGUGAUUAUCUCCUAAAUAAUAAGAUCACUAAUCUAAAAGCUACAGGUCCAUCGAGAGAUGAUAUGAUCACGAAAUAGAUUAUCUAUCAUUUCCUCUGCCUUUCGCGACUACCCUUGUAUAUCCUUGAUGGUAAAAAAAGAUAGACCUUGGUAGCAAUAGAUAAACACUGCAAUUUUAGCUUCAUUUCAAAUUUUGUUCAUUUAUUCUGGUCUAGAUAUGUCCUAGUCAUUGCAAAGGCAUUACGUCCACUUCCAGCAGAAGAAGAAAACCGAAGAGCAUGUCAAAAGUUUUCCAUAUAAAGUUUUGUUCAAAAGCAGUCGUUAUUUUAGAUUAAAAGUGCACACAUGAUUGGCUC
Sclerotinia trifoliorum is the source of this 2264-nucleotide messenger RNA. The record is from the annotation of a GenBank genome assembly. NCBI's taxonomy places the organism in Eukaryota, Fungi, Ascomycota, Leotiomycetes, Helotiales, Sclerotiniaceae.